UUUUCAAAGUAAAAAUGUAAUUCUCUGUCAUUUGAAAAUGGCUAGUGCAAGAAGUCUAUUUGGAAUUUUUAGUUCAAAAUAUAUAUUAGUUUGUCCAAAUUCACAGAAUAUUAACAAAAUCUCAAGAAGGCUUUUAUAUCAGUGUUUUCAGUGCAAUAAUUCAAUAGUCUCCAGAUCCUUGAAUUACAGUAAUUUGAUUCUAAAUUCUUCAUUUUCACAAUUUCCCCAAAAAAGGAAGUUUCAUUCAACGUCAAUAUUCAGAGCAGCAAGAAAAGAUUAUUAUGAAGUUUUGGGUGUUGGUAGAAACGCAUCUACUGCCGAUAUUAAAAAAGCUUAUUACAAACUUGCCAAAAAAUAUCAUCCUGAUGUGAACAAAAAUGAUCCUGAAGCCUCAAAAAAAUUCCAAGAAGUUUCUGAAGCCUAUGAAAUUUUAGGAGAUGAAACUAAACGUAAACAAUUUGACACCUGGGGCUCUACAGCUGAACAAAUGGGUGGUAUGGGAGGUGCCGGAGGCAGAGCCUCUGGACCUCAAGGGUUCAGUCAACAAUGGCAAUAUCAGUCAACUGUAGAUCCAGAAGAAUUAUUUAGGAAAAUAUUUGGUGAUGCUUUUGGUAAAGGAUCCUCACCCUUUGACGAUUUUGCUGAAUCAAAUUAUGGAUUUGGAGAAGCUCAAGAAAUUGUUUUAAGAAUAUCGUUUGCACAAGCAGCUAGAGGUACUAACAAAGAUGUAAACAUAAAUGUAGUAGAUAAUUGCCCGAAAUGUAGAGGAUCCAGAUGUGAACCAGGUACGCAAGCUACAAAAUGCCAAUUUUGUAAUGGUACUGGAAUGGAAAGCAUCACCACAGGUCCGUUUGUAAUGAGAUCAACUUGUAGAUAUUGUCAAGGUUCAAGAAUGUACAUCAAACAUAAAUGUACAGAAUGUGAGGGGAAAGGAUCUACCGUACAAAGAAGAAAAGUCAGCAUUCCAGUACCAGCAGGUAUCGAAGAUGGACAAACAGUGAGAAUGUCUGUAGGAAAUAAGGAAUUAUUUGUGACAUUUAGAGUAGAUAAGUCCGAUUAUUUCAAAAGAGACGGUUCUGAUGUUCACACAGAGGCAGAAAUAUCAGUAGCCCAAGCUAUUUUAGGUGGUACUAUUAGGAUACAAGGAUUGUACGAGGAUCAUACUAUCCAAGUGAUGCCGGGAACAUCAUCACACACUAAAAUUCGUCUAAGUGGAAAGGGUAUGAAGAAAGUAAGCGGAUAUGGUCAUGGGGAUCAUUAUGUUACUUUUAAAAUUAAAGCUCCAAAACGUUUAGGUGACAAGCAGAAAGCAUUAUUAAUGGCAUAUGCUGAAUUAGAAGAGGAUACUCCUGGUCAGAUAUUGGGAGUUACGCUUAAGAAGAACGGAAUAAAAGAUGAUGAAAUACCAUUAGCUGGUUCUGAGCAGAAAACCCAAGCAAAACAUUCUGAGGAAGAGCCAGGGCUACUAAAUAAAAUAAAGAGGGCCAUUUUUGGUUAGGAAUUAAAAAAAUAAAAAUACACAAUAGUUUAUUCCAAUUUUAUUCUCAACAAGUGAUAAAUAUAUCAUUACACACGAUAUCUUGGAAUGUAUUUAAAUUGAUUGUUGCUUCUUAAAAUUAUAGGAAAUAAAACAUUUGCGACAAACGAAAAAUUGGCGCUUUUAGAUGCCAUUCGUUCAGUUUUAGAAGGUAAGAACACACCCGAUAAAGAUUCUACUAAUAUUGAUUUAAAUAACAAUAGGAAACAAGAGGUAAAUAAAUCGAAAACUACUAGAGGUAAGCAACAAGAUACAGAAGAUCUUAUUGAAGAAAGUUAUGUCGAAGUAGCCGAAAUGAAAAAUAAAAAUUAAUUUUUUUAAUUUCCUUUUAAAUAAGUUUUGUAAAAAUAUCGGGUUUUGACUUCUUUCUCAUUAGCAAUGUUUUUGUUAUAUAUUAAAUGUUACGUAAUAUAUGUUACCAAAG
This is a messenger RNA of Diorhabda carinulata, 1961 nucleotides long. RefSeq names its product protein tumorous imaginal discs, mitochondrial-like. Gene Ontology annotation, biological process: protein folding; negative regulation of apoptotic process; response to heat. Lineage: Eukaryota; Metazoa; Arthropoda; Insecta; Coleoptera; Chrysomelidae. The transcript has 7 exons. Gene Ontology annotation, molecular function: heat shock protein binding; ATP binding. Gene Ontology annotation, cellular component: mitochondrion. The coding region runs from base 38 to 1498 and encodes 486 amino acids. The record is from RefSeq and is a predicted model, not a curated record.